This is a messenger RNA of Rotaria sordida, 471 nucleotides long. Lineage: Eukaryota; Metazoa; Rotifera; Eurotatoria; Philodinida; Philodinidae. The record is from the annotation of a GenBank genome assembly.
UUUUUUUUUGUUUGUUUUAAUUUAGGUGAAGCUGCUCAUUUAGCUCGUGAUUUUCAUUAUGUAUGUGAUCAAGAAUUUCCAGCACGUCAAUGUGCUGAACAUAUUAAUCGCCAAUAUAAUACAACACAUCAUUUACAAGAACCGUGUGGUAUUACAAAACGAAAACAAAAUAUUCUUGCUGCAAAACAAUUAAUUAAAGAAUUUACUGAUUUACUUUCACAAGAUCGUUCACCAUUAGGUACAAAUAGUCGUUUAGCACCUGUACUUGAUCUAUCAGUGCAACGACAUUUAACACAUUUUUCAUUAGUUACACAUGGUUUUGGUACACCAGCUAUAGUCGGUGCAAUGUCAGCAUUACAAAAUUAUUUAACAGAAAUGAAUAAAACAUUUGACAAAACAACAUCAACAUCAUCAUCAUCAUCGAUCGACAAUAAAAAAGAUACUGAUCUCUUACAUACGAAAACUUCAUAG